Molecule: messenger RNA, 2116 nt
Organism: Triticum urartu
Lineage: Eukaryota; Viridiplantae; Streptophyta; Magnoliopsida; Poales; Poaceae
Source: RefSeq, a predicted model, not a curated record
GGGAGGGAGGAACCGCGUCGCGUGGACCAGUCCGCCCGCCAUUGACCUCCUCUCCCUCCCCCCCAAACCUCGCCCCCGCCAUGGCCGCCGCGACGGCCGCCGCCGAGAUCGCCGCGCUGCCGGAGCCACGCGGCCCGCUGCGCCGCCUCUGCGGCGACCUCUCCCGCCGCGUCCGCCUCCUCGCCCCGCUCCUCGACGACCCCUCCGCCUCCGCCUCGCCCCCGCUCGCCGACGCCCUCCGCGCCGCCCGCGACCUCCUCCACUCCGUCCACCACGGCAGCAAGAUCUACCAGGCCAUGCGAGGCCGGGACAGCCUCCUCCGCGAAUUCGCCGCCGUCAACGAGCAGAUCCAGGCCGCGCUCGACCAGCUGCCCUACAACGACUUCGACAUGCCCGAGGAGGUGCAGGAGCAGGUGGCGCUGGUGCACUCGCAGUUCAAGCGGGCGGCGACGAGGGCCGAGCCGGCCGACGCGCAGCUCGCCAGGGACCUCGCCUGGGCGCUCAGCGACGACAAGCCCACCGUGCCGGCCCUCCUCAUGAGGGUCUCCGAGAAGCUGCAGCUCGAGACCAUGGCUGACAUGAAGCGCGAGUCCGUGGCGCUGCACGAGAUGGUCAUCUCCAGCGGCGGCGAGCCCGAAGGCUGUGUCGACGAGAUGUCCUCCCUGCUCAAGAAGCUCAAGGACUGUGUCAUCGCCCAGGCCCCCUCCGCCGAGGGUCCCGGUGUGGGCAGGUCUCCCUCCGUGAAGUCCCCCAUCAUCCCAGACGAGUUCAGAUGCCCCAUUUCGCUCGAGCUGAUGCAGGACCCCGUCAUCGUCUCCAGCGGCCAGACGUACGAGCGGUCCUGCAUCCAGAAGUGGCUUGAUUCUGGGCACAAGACCUGCCCCAAGACGCAGCUGGCCCUCACGCAUACUUCCCUCACCCCAAACUUUGUCCUCAAAAGCCUGAUAGCGCAGUGGUGCGAAGCCAAUGGCAUUGAGCUUCCCAAGAACAAAGCCAACUCCCAUGACAAGAAAGCGGUCAAAAGCUCCGACUAUGACAAUGCUGGUCUCAUCUCGCUGAUGAAUAGGCUGCGGGGUGGGAACCAGGACGAGCAACGGGCAGCUGCGGGGGAGAUCCGGUUGCUUGCCAAGAGAAACGUGAACAACCGGAUAUGCAUCGCUGAAGCAGGGGCCAUUCCGCUGCUGGUCAAUCUGCUCUCCUCUUCCGAUCCAAGAACGCAGGAACACGCCGUCACGGCACUCCUUAACCUCUCCAUCCAUGAGAACAACAAGGCAAGCAUCGUGGAUUCCAAUGCCAUCCCUAAGAUAGUGGAAGUGCUAAAAACUGGGAGUAUGGAAGCCAGAGAGAAUGCCGCGGCCACGCUGUUUAGCCUGUCAGUUGUGGAUGAAAAUAAAGUCACUAUCGGCGCUGCUGGUGCGAUACCUCCGCUCAUCAAUCUUCUGUGCGACGGGAGCCCAAGAGGCAAGAAAGAUGCGGCAACGGCAAUUUUCAACCUGUGCAUAUAUCAGGGCAAUAAGGUCCGGGCGGUGAAAGCUGGAAUCAUCACCCAUCUGAUGAACUUCUUGGUGGAUCCCACUGGGGGAAUGAUUGACGAGGCGCUCACUCUUUUGUCGAUUCUUGCCGGUAAUCAAGAAGGCAAGUCUGUAAUUACACAAUCAGAGCCAAUGCCUCCACUAGUCGAGGUGAUCAAAACUGGCUCUCCUCGCAACAGGGAGAACGCGGCAGCCAUUCUUUGGUCUCUCUGUUCUGCUGAUGCUGAACAAACCAUGGCUGCAAAGGCAGCUGGAGGGGAAGAUGCACUCAAGGAGCUGUCAGAAACCGGCACAGACCGCGCAAAAAGGAAAGCUUCUAGCUUACUUGAACUCAUGCGCCAAUCAGAAGAGGCAUGAAUCGGGCAACAUAGAUUUGUUCAAACGCGAGGUUUUGUCCUGGCUAUAGCCAAUUGUACACACGAAUACUUAAUUGCUUCUGAAUAGUGUUGACUUUUGAUAUGGUUGUAUCUAGGGAGGUCUGCUCAGAAUUUUCUGUAAACACAUAAAUGGUUGUAUACUAUUGUAACUCAAAAAAAGUUGUAUUUCUUGAUAAGAAGAUAAUAAAUAAUUUCCUGUGUGGUUUA